Messenger RNA from Phalaenopsis equestris, 1048 nucleotides. Its product is annotated as mediator of RNA polymerase II transcription subunit 11. The transcript is spliced from 4 exons. The coding region runs from base 281 to 628 and encodes 115 amino acids. Gene Ontology annotation, biological process: regulation of transcription by RNA polymerase II. Gene Ontology annotation, molecular function: transcription coregulator activity. The record is from RefSeq and is a predicted model, not a curated record. Gene Ontology annotation, cellular component: mediator complex. Lineage: Eukaryota; Viridiplantae; Streptophyta; Magnoliopsida; Asparagales; Orchidaceae.
UUAGAAUCCAGCUGCUUUGGCUAAAAAAAAUUUAUGCAACUCAAAUUGCCAUCAACCUCCGACAUUUAUUUCGAGUUUAGCCAACUAGAGGGAACAGACCCGGCAUCUGUCCUGGCGUCGACUCCGAUUUGAUUCUCCUCUGGAUUCGCUCCUCCCAGCAUCUUUUCCAAAAUCCCCAUUUUUUCAUGAGGCCGAUUCCCUGAAGUCAGCUCUAUGUCCGGCUCACUCGCGCUCGUCUAGUUAACAGAAUUUGCAAGGACUUUUUAUCGACACCCUAAAGAUGAGUCAUCAGGACCAGUCUACGUCAUUGCAGCGCCUUAAUCAUGUCGACAAGAGGAUUGUUCGUGUGCUGGAGCUCGCUGGAUCGGUGAUGGAUGAGCUUGCUAAUUCGACCGGUCCCAGGAUAGAAGUGCUCGCUGGUCAUUGCCGAGAGUUCAUGCAAUCCAUUAAGGAGAUCCAAUCGACAUUAAGAGAAGAAAUUAAGAGUGCCUGUGAUUAUCGUCCGUUUGAGAAUUGCGACUAUAGUGCAAGAAUUUCCAAUGAAAUUUCUUGCCAAAAACUGGAAUACAUCAUUGAGCAGUUAGAUGGCAUGAAGAAAACCAUUAAUCAUUGCGGAGAUGGAACUUGAAAAGCUUGAUAUUUCCAACUCCCUGAGGAUUGGUAACUUGAGUUUCUUCAUUGUAUAACCACACAACUUGAAUUUAUUUUCUUCGUUAAGGCUUGGAACUAGCUUGGAAUUUGGCAACCGCAUUGUGCAUUUUCUUUUUAUAUAAUGUAUUAUGAAUAUUUUAGAAAUACAAUAAAAAAAAAUAAUGUACACGAGUUUUUUCUGAUAAGUUUUUAGUGAGGAAGAAAAACUUUUUUUCCCUCGCACUGAAAGACAAACAUCUCAACCAUUAGGCCAAGGCGGAUAAUUUCCCUAAUUGGCCUGGCUUUUAUUUAUUUAUUUUUUUAUAGCAGCAUGCAGGGGUGAAGGUGACAUUUCAUUGUAUCCUGGUACGAGAAUGAUAAUAUCAAUUGUAAAUUUUUGUAAGAUUGAAAAUGUUGG